AAAGUUAAAAACACUUGUUAACCAACUUUUUAAGCUCUAUAACAACUCAAACAUCAUUUUAUACAAGUCCCUUUUAUGUAUAUUAUUGCUGGCAUAGGUUCCAUUUUAUAUUUUGACAUGUGAAUCUUAUAUUUCCUAUUUUUGGUAAGAUCAUUAGGAAGAUAAUUCAUCAAAUGUGAAAUCCCAACUAGUGGAAAAGUGAUAAAUUCAAUAAGCUAAAUAAAUUAGGUAAAAGAUAUUAUGUGAUAAUGUAUUAUUGUUUGUUUGCAUAUUUUUAUAUUUUUUUCUGAAAAUCAAAAUAUAUAAUUACAAGGUUAAAAAAAAAGAUAAUUUGUUUUUCUUGUGUGUGUUGUUGUUAGAAUUAUAAUUCUGUAAACAUGUUUGUUUAAUUCACUUUUUUUAAUUUUACUCACAGAGAUAUACUAGAAUCGUGCAGUGUCUUAACUAAAUUGCUUUUCGGCUCCUUAUAAAAGGGGUGUUGAAUAAACAUUGGCUAGUAAAUAUUUAAAAAUUUAAUAGCCAGGAAGCUGGCAACACAGGGUGGAAUUGACCACACAUGAAGUUACUAGCACUGGGGCUAGUUUUUUUGUCAUUUAAAAUGAGAUUGAAAAAUUGGGAUAAGAAUGUCCAGAGUAUAAUGAAGAAUUUUUUAGCAAAUGUGGGCGACUAUUAUGCACCAGAUAUUAUGCUUUAUUUCAAGAACUAACUUAGGGAAACUCAUUAUUUACUCUAUUAGUAUCAAAUUUUGCCUGCAUGAUUUAUUAGUUUUCGGUAGCACUCCUGUGCAUAUUUCGAAAAAAAAUUACUCUUGGUAAAGAUUUAUACUGCAAUGAACUAUAUAUCAUCACCAUUUAUGUUUAAACAUUAUUUAGAUAGAUAUUACUGAUGAAUUCGAUGCUCCGAAAUGGUAGAACAAUAAACCUGUUCAAUACUAUUUACUGCAAAAUGUCAACGAAAUUUCCUCCCGUAGUCACACCAAUGCUUCCUGCUGAAACUUUCAAAGGAAAAGUUGCACUUGUGACAGGGGGUGGAACUGGUUUGGGAAAAGGAAUGGCGACUAUUUUGUCACGGCUGGGAGCAAGCGUUGCAAUAGCUAGUAGGCGAUUACCUGUUCUUGAAAAAGCUGCUUUAGAAAUUUCAGAGUCAACUGGAAACAAAGUAUUGCCUGUUCAAUUAGAUGUUCGUAAUCCUGAUGGAGUCAAAGAAGCUGUUGAUGAAGUAGUUGCAAAAUUAGGUCUUCCAAAUAUCGUUAUUAAUAACGCUGCAGGAAACUUUGUAUCUCCAUUUGAACGCCUUUCUCCAAAUGCUUUCAAAACAAUUGUUGACAUUGUUUUAAAUGGAACUGCAAAUGUAACGUUAGAUGUUGGAAAACGGCUGAUUAAAGCAAAUCAAGGUGCAGCCUUUUUAUCGAUCACCACAUGGUAUGCUGACCUUGGUUCUGGCUACGUUGUACCUUCAGCAUGUGCCAAGUCUGGGGUUGAUGCCAUGACCAAAUCGUUAUCCUCAGAAUGGGCCAAAUAUGGUAUCAGACUAAAUACAAUCGCUCCUGGUCCUAUUCACACUGAGGGUGCAUUUUCUAGAUUAGAUCCUACUGGAAAGUGGACGGAGGAAGGUUUAAAAAAAAUACCUGUCGGAAGAUUUGGUGAAAUUGAAGAACUGGCCAAUCUUGCUGCUUACAUGGUUUCAGAUUACUCAAAUUUUAUGAAUGGAGAGGUUGUUUGUUUUGAUGGAGGGGAGAGGAGAGGUUACAGUGCUGUUUUUGGUCAGUUGUCACAGGUAACCGACGAUCAAUGGGAAAUGUUAGAAAAAAUGAUCCGCUCAACAAACAAGAAGUCGAAAUUAUAACAAGCUGGUAUUUCACAUAUUGCAAAGGAUUCAUAUCAUAGGACAUAACAUAAUUUGUAUUUUUCUAGUUCUAGUUCUUUUUACAUUAUUUGGAAUUAAAAAAUUUAUUUUAAAUAAAGUUUUCUUAUCUUGA
Messenger RNA from Hydractinia symbiolongicarpus, 1978 nucleotides. Its product is annotated as 2,4-dienoyl-CoA reductase [(3E)-enoyl-CoA-producing], mitochondrial-like. The record is from RefSeq and is a predicted model, not a curated record. Gene Ontology annotation, biological process: fatty acid beta-oxidation. Gene Ontology annotation, molecular function: 2,4-dienoyl-CoA reductase (NADPH) activity. Lineage: Eukaryota; Metazoa; Cnidaria; Hydrozoa; Anthoathecata; Hydractiniidae. The transcript is spliced from 8 exons. Gene Ontology annotation, cellular component: mitochondrion. The coding region runs from base 886 to 1845 and encodes 319 amino acids.